AUGGAAAGUGAGAUUGGUGGAAGAGGCCCAUUAAAGAAGUUUCGCAUAAAAAUAGAUUCAAUAAAGAGGAAAAAGGCUCUAAUUAACAAUGUCAUUCUCGAAUCAACAAAUUUAAAUACUGAAAAUAUCACACAAGAUACACAAUGUGUACCAAUUGUACCAGAUACGCAAGAAUUUGACUUUGAAAAUGCUAAAUCGCUUGUAUCUAGUGAAUUUAAAAUAAAAAAUGAAAGCUAUGAUGCUUCAUUUGCACAAAAUAUACAAACUAACCCCUCCUUACCUAUCAACGUGCCCCCAGCAAAGGCUUCUGCAAUCAAUUCCUCAAAUACAUAUCAACCAACCAAUCUAUCUAAAAAUCUAGAUCUAUAUGAUUCUCAUUUUUUGCAAAAUGACAGUCCUUUUCCCCAAUCCAAUCAACAAACGCCCACCAACAACAACCAACCAAUAAUACCUACAGACAACAAAUUUAACGGCAACGAAUUUUUUAAUAAAUCAGAGGGGAAAACAGUUAGUGGUUUUGAUGGGUUACAACUUUUGACCAAAAAAACAGGAGAUUCUGCUUCAGAUAUGGGUUCUAAUGUAUCAUACACUGCUAGAUCUGUCGUCUCUUCCACUUUAACCACACCUACUGCUACAGCCACCAGCGGUGCCAGUGUUGUUGAUAAAGAUGGCAAGCACGGCAAAUUCAAAUUGAAGAUCAAGAAGAUACUCCCCAUUACAGCAACUACGACUACAAGUUUGAAAGGAAUUAUUGAGCAAAGUCACCAUUAUGAACUACCAAUUGGUGCUGUCUGUAUAACAUCCGGGGUUUACUUUGACAAGCAUUUUUUUGAUGCCAUUUAUCCCGGUAAAACUUUGUCCUCCGAACUAAACAUUUGUAAUCGGAACACCAAAUCACACUUACAAAUGGAAAAGGUUUUUCAUAAACAGCGAAUGGAUAUAUUUCACAACACCAAGGCCCAACAUUCUCUUAAGGAUAAUAUUGAGAAUGGAAGUAGCAGCUACAAUAGAAAUAGGACGCAAAAGGUGUUUUUUAGAAUCGAAAAACAUGCAAAAGAAGUCAAUACAUCAUAUAUGGGGGAAAAGAUACCUGCUAAAGAUGAAAUUAAGCAUUUGUUUGCUAUGGGGGAGACUGAUGCUGAUGAUUUUGACAUGGAUCAAAAUUUAUCCACAGAAAUAAGCGUUAAUUCCUGUGAUACCAGUCUUGAAUUAAACAUGGCUGAUGCAAAUGAUCAUGAUUAUCUUGAUAAAAAUCUAUCAGAAUUUAUCAAUUCAAAUAAAUUGUUUAUGGUCAACAACACCCCCCCCAAAUCUUUCCUAUCACAAAUAAAUAUCACUGCACCAAGUUGUGUCACAAAAUUUCAUUCAUUUGCCAUUAGAAAAGUAUUGGCACGAAGGUUAAUUAAAUCCGGUUAUAACCUUAUAACCAGUAGCACAUUAUUGCCUAAUAAGCAAGCUUCAUCCAAUUUUGCUACUGGUAUUCUGAAAUCGCAAUUUUCUAACUUGGAUAGAAGGCAUAUAUUUUACAGCGUUGACUCUAGAAUAUCGACAAAAAUAACACUAAAAGACACGCCUUUCCCACUUAGUGGCACUUAUCGAUUUGUCACUACUACAAUCAAUAUUGUUAACUUGUCAUCGUUUUCAUGUGAUUUAAAUAUAGAAUUGACUAUGGAGAACAAAGAGAUUACCUUUAAAGAGCCUGUAAACUUUAAAUAUGGCGUCAAAAAUGUGCAGCUGCACGAACAAUUCAAAAUUUUACCACCUGCAAAUUAUGCAAGUUUAUUGUUUGAAAGUUUCCACAGAGCCAUAAUGAUGAAAAAAACUAAAGAAUGUCCAUACCACUCAAUGCAAGUAAAUCAGCUUUUGGAGUUAGUGUCAGAUUAUAUGAAAAGUGACAGAAUAUCAUUGCUGCAUGAAAUUGAUUCAUUAGCGAAGAUGACGUUUGAGAUGGGACAAUUUCCUUGCUACAAAAUUGUGAUAUUUACUCCAAAAAAGUGUACAAACUGA
Babesia microti strain RI is the source of this 2007-nucleotide messenger RNA. RefSeq lists its product as hypothetical. The record is from RefSeq and is a predicted model, not a curated record. The transcript is spliced from 2 exons. Lineage: Eukaryota; Apicomplexa; Aconoidasida; Piroplasmida; Babesiidae. The coding region runs from base 1 to 2007 and encodes 668 amino acids.